AUGCCAUCGUUUGGAGGAGCUGAAAAAUGUCCACGAUGUCAAAAAUCAGUCUAUUUUGCCGAAGAAGUUCGUGCAUUGGGUAAAAAAUGGCAUAAGAUGUGUUUAAAAUGCAGUAGUUGUAAUAAAAUGUUAGACAGUACUAAUUGUAACGAUCAUGAUGAAGAUAUUUUCUGUACCGCCUGUCAUCGUAAACAUUUCGGACCCAAAGGUUACGGUUUUGCUGGAGGGUCGUCAGGGUUGUCAAUGGAUACAGGAAAACGUAAUGAAUUAACAAGAGAUAAUGUAUCGUCGUAUGAUAAGGCCCAGUCUGGGGUAGCGAUUGGAGCUAGUGGGGACAAUAAAAAUGGUUUUGGUUCGACUGACCGCUGUCCAAGAUGUGGUCAUGCUGUUUAUAUGGCAGAGAAGGUUAUUGGAGGGGGACAGUCGUAUCAUAAAGCAUGUUUUAGAUGUGGUAACUGUAAGAAAGGUUUAGAUUCUACUACUAUCGCUGUUCACGAAGGAGAGAUCUACUGUAGAGGGUGUUAUAGUAAGAAUUUUGGUCCGAAAGGUUUUGGGUUUGGUGCAGCACUGCAACAUACAGAAUAG
Messenger RNA from Lottia gigantea (owl limpet), 585 nucleotides. RefSeq lists its product as hypothetical. The coding region runs from base 1 to 585 and encodes 194 amino acids. Gene Ontology annotation, biological process: muscle tissue development; sarcomere organization. The record is from RefSeq and is a predicted model, not a curated record. Gene Ontology annotation, molecular function: structural constituent of muscle; actinin binding. The transcript has 5 exons. NCBI's taxonomy places the organism in Eukaryota, Metazoa, Mollusca, Gastropoda, Lottiidae. Gene Ontology annotation, cellular component: Z disc; nucleus; cytoplasm.